GGGGUAAUGGUCAACUUAGAUUAAAAUGGCAAAGUUAUUUGACUGAAAGAGGUGUGAGAUAUGUUGCUUUUCCUAAAGAUUUGAGUAUUCGUUGGAAUAGUACUUAUAAAUUACUUAAAGUUGUUCUUAGAUAUAAAGAACAUUUUCCUGCUUUUUUAUAAGAACAUGAUAACUAUAUUAUAAACGCGGCUGAGAUCGACACUUGCGAAAAAAUUUGUAAUGUUUUGAUAUAUUUUUUUAAUGCUACUGAAACUUUUAGUCAUGUUUAUAAACCUACCGCAAACCAAUUUAUUCCACAAGCUGUUAAUCUCGCCGAUGCUUUUAAAGAAUUUCAAAAUGCCGUUUUCGUUCAUUAUUUUUGUGAUUAUAUGAAGGAAAAGUUUUUAAAAUAUUAUGCGCAUAUUCCCCAUAUUUAUGGUAUUGCAUUUAUUCUCGAUCCUCGUUAUAGACUUGCUAAUUUGGAAGAUUGUUUCAACUUCUAUUAUCUUGCGUUUUUCGGUGAAUUUCCAAUGUAUGAGGAUAACCCCAUAGAUCCGAAAACGGAAUACAACGAGGUUAGUACUUUAUUUUAUGCUUUAUUUAAUGAGUUUCGUGCACAAUAUAGCAACGCUCCCCCUCCCCCGUCACGAACAUCUUCAUCUAAAGGAAAAUCGAUUUUUAAAUCUGCAUUUGGCAAUCUUAUGAAAAAAACUAAAACAACUCACGUCACUGAACAAAGCGCAUUGAAUGAGAUUACUUUGUAUUUAACAUAUGAAGUUGAUUUUGAAGAAAAUGAUGACUUUGACGUUCUAGACUGGUGGAAGUCAAAAGAAAGAACGUUCCCGAUUUUAGCACGGAUGGCUAAGCAAGUACUAUCAAUGCCGGUUUCAACAGUUGCGGUGGAACAAGAAUUUAGUUCGGCCGGCAACGUCCUAACGGCAUCUAGAUCGAGAUUGAGCGCGGAGUUUCUUGAGACGCUUAUAUGCUACCAUGAUUGGUUGAAGGCCGCACGUAGAACUCAAGAAUUGAGCAUCACCCCCUCCCAAGAUUUUAUGGAUGACUCAACAACCGAUGGUGGCUCUACCUAUGCCGGAGAUUCCGAUUGAUUAGUAUUUUAGAAUUUAGUACAAAAUGUAUUUUAU
Cuscuta epithymum is the source of this 1121-nucleotide messenger RNA. Lineage: Eukaryota; Viridiplantae; Streptophyta; Magnoliopsida; Solanales; Convolvulaceae. The record is from the annotation of a GenBank genome assembly.